This is a messenger RNA of Tripterygium wilfordii, 1493 nucleotides long. RefSeq names its product protein BIG GRAIN 1-like A. The coding region runs from base 89 to 1450 and encodes 453 amino acids. The transcript has a single exon. NCBI's taxonomy places the organism in Eukaryota, Viridiplantae, Streptophyta, Magnoliopsida, Celastrales, Celastraceae. Gene Ontology annotation, biological process: auxin-activated signaling pathway. The record is from RefSeq and is a predicted model, not a curated record.
CUCACGGCUCUCAUUACUUUCUCUCUCUCUAGAACCGCAUCAAUUACUCUUAUUUGUUUUGCCUUCUCUGCAAAUUUUCACGGAAAAUAUGUAUAUGUGGGAGAAAACCGGAAUGGGAGAUCGGUUCAAGCGUGAGAAGAAAAACCCAUCUUUCUCUUCAUCUCUCCUUGACGAGAUUUACCGUUCAAUUGACGAAGGAGAUGAUAAGCGUGAAGAGUUCUACAGAGAAACGAUGUCGAAGAAACAGAGCAAAACCAGUAUCUCCAAAUGCAACAGAGUCUCAAUCGAAGAAGAGGAGAUUUCGACUCUUCGUCGGGUUUGUUUGAUCGAAAAAUGGAUGGAAAAGAAAGUGAUCAAUAAGGCCAACACUCAAAGAAGACAAUAUUUGUCUGAAUUUGAGAAGAAAUCGCGUCGUGACAGUGAUUAUGAUCCAGAUGUUUUGUUUUGCAGCUCCAAUUCCCGCUCUUCAGAUUCAAGCUCUGGUGGGUUGUCAUCAUCCGACACAGAUUCUAUCCAUGGCACCAGAUCAAUGGCCUCCUCGGGUUUCUCAAUUCCAAAGCCAAAGCCUGUACGGACAAGUGUGGCUGCUUCUCGACCAGAGAAAACAGAGAAGAAAACAGCCAAGGCUCUGUUUCAUAAACAGAGUGAGUUUCAUAAGCUUGACGAUUACAGUUACAGUUCUUCUACAGAGCACACUCCGAAGCUAUCAAUGGCCUUGAAGAUUUACAGCAAUUUGAAGAAGUUAAAGCAGCCAAUUUCUCCUGGUGGUAAACUCGGAAAUUUCAUCAGCUCUAUUUUCACUACAGGGAACAGAAAGAAAUCCAAGAAUUCUUCUUCAUCUUCAGUUCCAAUUUCGCACACCAUGAAAGCUGAUAAAAAACUUUAUUCAGGCCAAGAAUCAACAUGUUCCUCGGCAUCGUCGUUUUCGAGGUCUUGUUUGAGUAAGAAUUCACCAUCUACAAGGGAUAGAUUACGAAAUGGGGUUAAGAGGAAUGUUACAUUUUACCCAGUAAGUGUGAUCGUAGACGAAGAUUGUAGGCCUUGUGGGCAGAAACGAGUAUACGCAGAGCAAGAGACUGGGAGUCUAAUGUCUGUUUCAGUCCCUACUGGUUGGAAAAUCAGGAAAUCGCAGACGACGAAAGGUGAAGAAGAGAUCAAAGUACAUGUGAUGGAGAAGAGCAGGAGAAUAGAAGAGAUUGCUAGAGAGUUCUUGAAAGACUAUCAUCAUCAAAAUCACAGGAAGAAUGACUCAAUUAUGAGAGACAUUCAAAGUAAUCGCAACGUUGAUGAUGAUGAAGAUGAUGAUGCUGCGAGUUAUUCGAGCUCGGAUUUGUUCGAGCUUGAUCAUCUAUCAACAAUUGGGAAAGGAAGGUACAUGGAAGAGUUGCCCGUCUAUGAAACUACUCAUGUUAAUACUAAUCGCGCCAUCGCUAAUGGCUUGAAAAUGUAGUUUUUUCUUCACAUGGUGAUGGUAUAGAAUCAUAGUUUCACUA